Callithrix jacchus (white-tufted-ear marmoset) is the source of this 854-nucleotide messenger RNA. NCBI's taxonomy places the organism in Eukaryota, Metazoa, Chordata, Mammalia, Primates, Cebidae. The record is from RefSeq and is a predicted model, not a curated record.
GGGAGGAACAGAAGUACAGAGACAGCAAAAAUAAACUUCUUAUGAGUCAAGACUACCCGGGCUGCAGGCUGAAGACGGAAAAAAACGACAAAGACGAGGAUGAAGAUGUUCAUGUCAUGGAGGCUGAGAACAUCCAGGAAUCACGUGCCCCCAGGAAUCUGCAGGAGUCUGUGGAGGAGGAAGCCCCCCAGGAGUCCUGGGAUGAAGAUUAUUCGACUCUCUCAAUUCCUCCUGGCACAUUUGCCUUCAAUGAGCUUUACAGGACCAACUUGCACUCAUUAGAGGAACAGCAGGUCAACUUGGCUCAUGACAUAGACAAGAUUAAAAAGGACCGAGAAGAGGAAGAAGACCAAGGCACACUGUGCCCCAGGCUCAGCAUGGAGCUGGUGGAAGCAGAAGAGCCUGAAGUCUUCUGGUACUCACUGGAUAUAUUGUAUUCAACAUAUACAGCUUAUCUUGAGUUUUAUUACACAUGCCAGGCUUAUACAUAUGCCGUUUUUUAUAUGCAGAAGAGCAUGUUUGCUUGACUUUGGACAUGGACAGUAGGUUUCUUACUAUGACGGUGGUAGGACUCCACCUGGUCUCCCGGAUAGGGGUCAUAUUCCCACACUAAGACAACGUGUCACACGGGACUCUUGCCAGUGCAGAGUAUGAACCCCACACCAUGUUCUUUCUGAAACACUUAGCCCGAGUUUCAUAGCCUGAGGUAAUCUCCAGACAACUUCAGAAUGUAGAACAGUGAGCGGCACAACUGACCUGUCUCCUUCAGACAGCCCAUGUCACCACAAAUCACACAACUGAAAGGAGAAGAGACAUUUUGGGCUGAAAAAGAGUAAAAGGAGAAUGUAGCUACA